Cydia fagiglandana is the source of this 3694-nucleotide messenger RNA. Its product is annotated as agrin. NCBI's taxonomy places the organism in Eukaryota, Metazoa, Arthropoda, Insecta, Lepidoptera, Tortricidae. Gene Ontology annotation, biological process: multicellular organism development; cell differentiation. Bases 588 to 2099 code for a protein of 503 amino acids. The record is from RefSeq and is a predicted model, not a curated record. The transcript has 12 exons. Gene Ontology annotation, molecular function: protein binding.
AAAAGCACAUACUAGUACCAGGAUCACAUAAAACGCAGAAACUCUGCAAACCCACCAGCAACAUAACCUCGCACACACUCUAAAGACCCUAUCAGCAAGGUGUCAAACAUCUUGGUCGGCACUCGGCACCCAUAGCGCGUCAAAGCGUCAAUUCGAAAACGCUUAGAAAACAGCGGGCACUCGGGCUCCUCAUUAACCCAGAAAAUGGUAGCCGACAGGUGCCGAAUGCCCGCAAAGAUUUACGAUUAGGUGAAAUGGCUCAUCGAGGAGACAUUGGUACCGCGGCUGCACCAGUGAAAGACGAAAGAAACUUGUAUGCGAGAUAUAUUAGCCGGGCUGGUGGGUGCGCGGCCAGUGGCUCUAAAACCGCCGUUGAAAUCGCACGCCCGUUCAACGCGCGGUCGAUCUUGCGUUCGAAUUUCGAACUUCGAAAUUUUUUUUCGUGUGCUGUGGUUUUUCGGAGGCCUGUGUUUUUGGAACAGUUUUGAACUCCAACAUGGACGACUGAGUCGCCGCAGCGACAGUGAACCGAAUCAGUGAACGAAAUAUACAGUGAUACUUUAUUUAAUUGACAAGUGACACCCAAUAUGGCUUUCGCGGCUAAUUUUAUAGUGACAGCAGCCUUCAUUAUCAUUGCGGCAUCGUGGAUUGAGGCCGCCCGCGACGCGUCAUGCCCACGGAUCUGCGGGCCCGCGCUGCAAGGAGAGCCAGUGUGCGCCACCGAUGGAUACAUCUACCCUUCGCUCUGCGAAAUGAGGAAGAAGACUUGUGGGAAAGGUGUCCGACUGGCCCCUGAACAAGGGUCGUGCUCCCGCGCCCAAGGGUCCAAGUGUGACCACCGCUGCACAUCCGAACGGGACCCGGUGUGCGGCACUGAUGGAAGAACCUACCUCAAUCGGUGCAUGCUGCAGGUGGAGAUAUGCAGGGUUGGCAUCGGCCUGUCUCACUUAGGCGCCUGCAACAACAUCAGUGCCCAUCGCGAGAACUGUCCGGUUGACUGCUCCCAAGCACCACUGGACGGGCCCAUCUGCGGCUCUGACGGAAAUGUGUACAAGAGCACUUGUCAGAUGAAACUGCUGACGUGCGGACAAGGAGUAGUGCGAACGAGCAAGAAACACUGUCAAACGACGCGACACUGCCGCGAGUCGUGCUGGCGCGUCGCGCGACCGACCUGCGGCUCCGAUGGCAAACUAUACGCCAACGCUUGCAGAAUGAAGGCGACUAACUGUGGAAAGCACGUGUUCGAAGUGCCGAUGGCGUUCUGCGUGUCACAGGAGCGUACGUCGGGCGGCGAAGCCUGCGCCACCGACUGCUCGGGUCAGAAGGAGAAACUUGUGUGCGGUUCUGACGAGAACGUGUAUAGGAACGAGUGCGAGAUGAAGAUGCUUAACUGCGGAGUGAGCAACAGGAAGAUAGUGAAGAAGGUAGACAUGGAGAAAUGCCGAGCGAAGAUGAACAAAUGCCUGAAGGUCAAAUGCCCCGGCGAGUCUGACCCUGUAUGCGGUACUGACGCCAACGUCUACGCUAACCCUUGCCACCUCAAGGUCGCCACUUGCCUCAAAGGAGUUCAGCUGGCGCACUUCGGUAACUGCACGUUGCUGCCGCGGCUCGAGGUCGACUGCCCGGAGAGCUGUGACAACGCUGUGGAGCAGCCCGUCUGUGGAUCCGACGGAAACGUCUACAAGUCGGAAUGUGAGCUCCGCCGCCUCACCUGCGGCCAGCACGUGGUAACCGUGUCGGCCUCGCACUGCCGCACCACCGCGCUCUGCCACGAGUCCUGUCCCGACACGCCGGCGUUCGUCUGCGGCUCCGACAACCGCUUCUACAAGAACGAGUGUAUCAUGAAGAAGGAGAACUGCGGCAAGCACGUCUUCGUGGUGCCGCUGAAACGCUGCCUGGCCCGCUUCCAGUACUCAGGCUGUGCGCGAGUGUGCCCGCCAGAGUAUGACCCCGUGUGCGGCACUGAUGACAAGACUUACUCCAACAAGUGCUUCCUUGAGAUGGAGAAUUGCCGGUCUAGGAGUUUGGUGACAUUAAAAUACCUGGGCACGUGCAGCGAACCUAUCGCCGAGGAGCCGAAGAACUACCUUUAUCGAUAGAAUCUAUCGAUAUCGAUAAAAUCACCAGUCAUAUCGACAUUUCUUCCAAUCCAUAUCGUCACUGGAAUCCAUUUUACAUUAGUGCCAACUUAUUUAAGUAAAAUCAUACCUUUGGCGGAAGACUAUGUUCAGUAUUAGGAGUCUUUUUCUGACCAAGGGUGUAAAAUGUGUAUUUGGUUAAGCAUAAAAGUUGCAUGUUUCUAGAUUGUAACCGUAACUCAUUAAUUUGAAUUAUAAUAAAGUAAUUAUGAUUGGUUUUAGAAGGGGCCAAAGUUGUGGUUUAACACCUCAUGCUAUUAAUGAUACUCGAGCAAGCAAAGGUUCCCAAAUUUAUCUACGAGCGUAGUCGCGUGGUUCUAAAAGUGGAGAUUUGAGCGUUGCGAGAGUUUUAAACCACGAGGAUUAAACAAAACUUUGCUACCGACUGAAAGAGAAUUUUUUUCACCAGCGAGGAACAUAAUUAAUUACUGUAAAACAUUACAAUUAGUUUCAAUAUAUUAUUAAAAAUCAACACACAGAUCAACUCAAAAUUAGCAUCUUAUGGAUAAUAUGCAAUUAUCUCAUACGUUUUUCAAGAAUAAUGAUAGCCUUUACGAGCUGGUGUGGUGAAAACAAUUCUUCUGUUCGGAAAGAGGAUUCAAAUUAUUAUACAUGUGACUUUUUAAUAAGCUUAACUUAAUAUAGAGACCAACUCAAUAAAAUUCGUCUUCCAUUUUAUCGUGUUUAAUAUCUUUAGAUUUCAAUAUAAAAUAAAUAAGUACAAAAAUAUCCAGCGCAUGCCCCAGUAAUGCCUGCGCAAUUUUGACGUAUACAUAUUUAAAAAAGAUUUACCGUUUCAAAUUAUCAGUUUUUAUCUUUUAAGUGAACGUAAUAUUAAGAACUGAGUUUGGACUGUUUAAUUUAUUUUUCUAUUUAUUAUCUAAUCGUAGUUUAAGGUUUUGUAAAUAUUUAGUGAAUUCAUUAACAAUUAUUUAUUUUAUUUAUAAAUUACUUUAUCGCUGCAUUUAAAAAAGACUUUUACACGCAUUUUAUUAAUUUUAUGGAAAACCAUUAAAGACAGAAUGCAUAUCAAGAUAAUAUAAGGAUACCUACUUUGUAAGAAUAAUACGUACUACAAACUUACUACCACAGUUUUAUCAUAAAGUAAGUAUAGAUAUAUGCAUACUUUAUGGUUUUAUCAAGAAUCAAAUAAAAAAAAUAUUCCGUGAACUGAAGGCAUCCCAGCAUCUCCACCAUAUGUAUAGUUCAGUUGACCGCAUGAAAAAAAUGCAUUUUUUGUUUUUGAUAAUGGAGUUUGCUAAUUUUAAAAUCGUUGUAAUCGUAAAUAAAUCGUUGACCCUAUUAUUUGUUACUAUUUUAAUAACAUUAUUUCUUUAUUUUGGAAUAAAAUACUUUCGAACUAGCAUUAUAUCUUAAUGUGCAAAGACUUUAAAUAAUUGACACUGCCAUAGACGUGUUAGUUCGUAAAGUUAGUGUUGUUUGUAAAAUUGUAACAAUUAGUGGUUCUACUUAAAAUGCUUAUCUAAUUAAUACUCUGUAUACGCUCAAGUUCUACCUACUGUUUAAAUAACAAGCGAUUAUUAAAUUAAAACAAU